GCUACUCGAAAAGCACGUUAAACUGCUCUUCAUAUACUCUCCGGACGAACGCGUCUGGUUGUGCGUCUCUUUCGGUGGCAUUGUACUUUAAAUAAACAAUAUUAUCAAUAAGCAAUAGGAAAUAAGUGCAUUUAGAAAAAUGCAAGGAACAAUUAUAGAAAACUUAAGCGGCAGGAAGCUCUCGGUACUCGUGAUAUUACUUAUUAUCGCACAAAUAGUUUGUUUUCUAAUAGGCGGGCUCAUCGCACCUACUCCAGCUGGUAGCCAAAAUAUACUUGGUACUCCUUGCAAGGAUAUCCGUAUUAAUGGUUCGGAGCCAGGAGAUGGAAAAUGGUUUUAUUCAAGGGGAAAAGGGGCUUGUACUGCUGUUGACAUGAACCGGUUUAGCUUUGACAGUCAUCACCAGGCAUAUCAAGUUGUUUAUACAUUUCAGAUGCCUGUCCCUAGAAACAAAAUGCAGCUUGAUUAUUCUAGAUGGCAACAAAAUUUAAUAGGUGUCUUACAAGUUGACAUUGUCUAUCACAGCCAGAUUGAAAUUGCUCCCAGGACUAAAAUUACAUUGGAUGCAAGACUUGCUUAUAGAAACAAGGGAGAUUCAGAUGAUGCUUGGAAACCAUAUGCUGCCUCUGUAGUGGAAAGGAUGUUAGAUUGCAGCAUCAACGAUGAAAUGGAACAAUAUAAUUAUAACUGCAGUACGAUACCAUUGUUUGAACUUGGGUCUUUAUUUCACGAUUAUUACCUUUUAAAUAUUCGUCUACCCGCUGAUACUGACAGAAAUAUU
Molecule: messenger RNA, 781 nt
Organism: Ceratina calcarata
Lineage: Eukaryota; Metazoa; Arthropoda; Insecta; Hymenoptera; Apidae
Gene: wls
Product: Wnt ligand secretion mediator
Exons: 5
Biological process (GO): intracellular protein transport; Wnt protein secretion; Wnt signaling pathway
Cellular component (GO): organelle membrane; endomembrane system
Molecular function (GO): Wnt-protein binding
Source: RefSeq, a predicted model, not a curated record